GUGCCCAACGUUUUUAUCACUUUCAUCGUUUUCUGCCCUCUAUUCGCCACUUGGUCCACAACCCCACAAUCCUUACUCCAGAAAAUUUCCACCCUUUAAUGAAAAUCCUCUGACAGGAGUACCGAAACGUGGGUCAAGUCAGAUAUAUUACAGCUUUCCUUGGAGCUUCGAUCCUGCGAUCUCCCCUCUCAGGUCAUCAAUCCGUAGCCAGAUAUAAUCUUCUAUUUUGGCUUUUAGAUAGAGUGCUUCUUUAUUCUCGGAUUUCCUAGACCUUCCAAUAGAAACCGAGAGGGAGAAGAAGAAGAAAAAAAUCACACCUUGGUUCGGUAUUCUUCUCUCACUACCGGGAAAACUCAAGUCUAGCACAGGAACAAUUAAUUCCUUCUGAUUUGCAAUUAUGAAUUGCCCGACCCGAGAUCCAGAGCCCACUGGGAAUCCAUUCUUCAACCAGAAUCCUCCGGCGCUCGACAAAACUCUAACUACGCGCUCAUCCCUCGUAUGUGGCGGUGGCAGUCUUAGCGAUGAUGAGUAUAACCUGGGCUUACAUAUUAUGGCAUUGUUUCUCGUCCUGGCUCAAUCCUCGUUUGCAUGUGCGUUUCCGCUAAUUGCGAAAAAAUUUCCCCGCCUCCGCAUUCCCCCAUCCUUCCUCUUCGGCGCUCAUCACUUUGGUACGGGAGUCCUUAUUGCAACUGCGUUCGUCCACCUUCUCCCUACGGCCUUCAUCUCUCUCACCGAUCAAUGCCUUCCGGGAUUUUGGAAUAGCACUUAUCCUGCUAUGGCAGGGGCGAUCGCCAUGGUGGCUGUAUUCUUUGUUACUAUCGUUGAAAUGGUAUUCACUAAGGGGCUUUGCAAAGGGGGAUGUUCAGACACGAACCAGCGAGAUGUGAGAUGCGAGGCUGGUGAUAGCUACUGCAAUGCUAGGGAUGCUGAUGAGGAAUAUGGGGGAGCGGAUAAGACGGGUCAAAAGCGGUGCGACGGCGAAAGGUUGGGGACGCCUGGGAGCGAGGAGAUAGGUGGGAAAGGCGGGGUUGGUAGGAUGGGAUUUGGGAUGGCUGGGAAACGGAGGUCCCGGUCUCACUCGGUUGGCCAACGAUUACAAAAGUAUGAGGAAAUGGAAAAGAAAGGGAGGCAAGACCAGACACUGCCCGGGGUCGCUCAACUGACGCCGGAGCAAAUUCACAAGAAGGCGCUACUUCAGUGUGUAUUGUUGGAAAUGGGAAUUCUCUUCCAUAGCGUAUUUAUUGGAAUGGCGUUGAGUGUCACUAUCGGGCCUGGAUUUGUCAUCCUUCUGAUUGCCAUUAUCUUCCAUCAAACCUUUGAAGGACUAGCCCUUGGCUCUCGUAUUGCCGUUUUGAACUGGAAAGCUGAUGCUGUCCAGCCCUGGCUUAUGGCAGUUGCAUAUGGCUUGACUACGCCUGUCGGUCAGGCCAUCGGUCUUGCAACUCAUACUCUAUACUCCCCAUCAAGCCAAACAGGUCUUUUAAUGGUUGGAAUAAUGAACGCAAUUUCAUCUGGUCUGCUCGUAUUCGCCGGCCUUGUAGAACUCCUCGCAGAAGACUUUCUCAGCGAUGAGAGUUGGCUUGUGUUAACAGGGAGGAAGCGAAUUAUAGCGUGCAUAUAUGUUAUGGCUGGGGCAUUCGGGAUGGCUUUUGUGGGAGCUUUUGCUUGAGGAAUCCUUGUUUUCUUUCCCUUCAACGCUCGUUUCUCCUGGGGAUUUUCCUAUUUGUUCACGAUAUUACGCCGAGUAACGGUGAUUCUUGAUUGGUUUGACUAGUUUGGGUUAAAUCUCUUUAGUCACGCGCAGGGCAGUACAGGUAUUUGGAUCAUAGGAAAAUAAAAGCAAAGGAUUUAUGUACAGCAAAGCAAAACAAA
Molecule: messenger RNA, 1872 nt
Organism: Tuber melanosporum (Perigord truffle)
Lineage: Eukaryota; Fungi; Ascomycota; Pezizomycetes; Pezizales; Tuberaceae
Exons: 6
Coding region: 398-1669 (423 amino acids)
Biological process (GO): zinc ion transmembrane transport
Cellular component (GO): plasma membrane
Molecular function (GO): zinc ion transmembrane transporter activity
Source: RefSeq, a predicted model, not a curated record